CACACUCGCUCAUUCUGCUUAAGUCUAUCAUCUCGGGGUGAAGCCCAUCGCUUGCAGCAGGGGCCAUGGCGUCCUCGCUCUCUUCCUCCUCCUCUAUUUCUUCCUCUUUCUCCUUUACGUCCUGCCAAGCUUUCGGCCUCCAGGAGGGAAAGUGGGACUUUGGAUUACCUUCUAAGGCUUUCCCCCAGUGUCAGGGAUCGAUUCAUAGGGCGGUGGUGGCCCAUGGCGCAACCGUCGGUUCGCCGCGAUCUAGAAGCCAGGGCCGUCCUCGGGCACCCGUGCGCAAGCGCCUCUGGAAGGAGGGAUUGUAUCCUGGUACUUCAGAUUCUUCUGUUGCCAGCCCUACUAGGACUCCCAUCAAGAACCACAAGAAGAAGAUGGAUGACAAGAAGGCUGCUAAAGCGUGGGUUCCAACAGUCACCGAAUGCCUCGCUGAAAGAAUUGCGAAAAUGCAGUGGCAGGAAGCCCUCGAGGUAUUCCAAAUGCUGAAGGAACAACCAUUUUAUGAGCCGAAAGCUGGCACCUACAUGAAACUCUUUGUCCUGCUUGGGAAAUUUGGUCAGCCUUACCGUGCUCUUGAAUUGUUCGAUGAAAUGGUCGAGGAAGGAUGUGAACCUACUACUGAACUAUACACGGCUUUGCUUAGCGGAUAUUGCCGGAGCAAUCUUCUGGAUGAUGCAUUUUCUGUUCUUGACAAGAUGAAGUCUCUUCCUCUGUGCCAGCCUGACGUGUUCACCUAUAGCACACUCAUAAAAGCUUGUGUUGAAGCUUCUGAAUUUGGGCUAGUGGAUAGCUUGUUUAAAGAAAUGUCAGAACGUGAAAUAACUCCAAACACCGUCACACAGAACAUUGUCCUGGGUGGUUAUGGAAGGGCUGGAAAAUAUGAUAAGAUGGAGCAAGUUCUCAAUGAAAUGCUAGAGAGCACAACUUCUAAACCUGAUGUGUGGACAAUGAAUAUUGUUCUGGGCCUGUUCGCUAAUACUGGGCAAAUUGAGACGAUGGAGAAGUGGUAUGAAAAGUUUCGGAACAUUGGAAUUGAGCCUGAGUCUCGGACAUUUAACAUAAUUAUGGGAGCUUAUGGAAAGCAAAAAAUGUAUGAGAAAAUGACAGCAGUAAUGGAGUACAUGCGCAAAAUGUCAUAUCCAUGGACCACUGCCACGUAUAAUAAUGUGAUUGAGGCAUUUGCAGAUGCUGGGGAUGUGAAAAACAUGGAGUGUGCAUUUGAACAGAUGCGCGCUGAAGGUAUGAAAGCAGAUACCAAGACCUUCUGCUGCCUUAUAAAUGGGUAUAGUAGUGCUGGUCUUUUUCAUAAGGUAGUUAGCAGCAUCCUGUUGGCAGAGAGACUGGAUGUUGUGAUGACCACUUUAUUUUUCAAUUCUGUGAUAUCUGCCUGUGCAAAGGCAAAAGAUCUGAUGGAGAUGGAGAGGGUUUACCAAAGAAUGAAGAAAAAACAGUGUCGGCCCGAUGAUGCAACAUAUUCAAUCAUGAUACAGGCCUACCAAGAAGAAGGGAUGUAUGACAAAAUAUAUGAUUUGGACCAGGAAAGAUCAAAGAUAUUGAGCAACUCAGUUGCACAUUGAGGGAUCUCCUGGAACUGACGGCUUAUUUACUGGCUAAAGACUAAAUUUUCAUACACUAGUUUCUGACCUUUUUGAAGUUGUUAGUGGCAGGAACAGACUUAGAAGGAAACAUUCUUGAAAUUAAAGAUGGUCAUUCCCCAAGUUCUAAUUCACAUGAUUGUGGCCGAGGUAUAAAUGGGAAAUUAAUUGUUCUAAGUUGAAGCCAAGGAGCUGCUAGUGCUUUGUGCUCUUUAAUCAUCUAUCGAUUGACUGGGUCACUGGAGGACUUUGUUUCGUGUCUUGUUUUUAUUACUCUAUGAGAGCUCAACUUUUGUAUGACAAGUGAGAGUUGAUUGUUUGAUUGUAAUUUAAUUUUUUUGUGAUUGCUAUUGACAUCCUUGAAACGUGUGACUCAGAAACCAUGUUCAGAAACAGUCUUUUAUGUUAGUGAUUACUAGAGCCAGACUUGGGCCUACUAAAAGGAGGUCUACACUUCGUCA
Molecule: messenger RNA, 2059 nt
Organism: Nymphaea colorata (pocket water lily)
Lineage: Eukaryota; Viridiplantae; Streptophyta; Magnoliopsida; Nymphaeales; Nymphaeaceae
Product: pentatricopeptide repeat-containing protein At3g06430, chloroplastic
Exons: 2
Coding region: 66-1580 (504 amino acids)
Molecular function (GO): protein binding; mRNA binding
Source: RefSeq, a predicted model, not a curated record